This is a messenger RNA of Salpingoeca rosetta, 2956 nucleotides long. RefSeq lists its product as uncharacterized. The transcript has 8 exons. NCBI's taxonomy places the organism in Eukaryota, Choanoflagellata, Craspedida, Salpingoecidae. Gene Ontology annotation, cellular component: cytosol. Bases 24 to 2411 code for a protein of 795 amino acids. The record is from RefSeq and is a predicted model, not a curated record.
GGAGCAGCUGUUGAACCUUCAGCAUGCGAAGAAGCCUUGCCUUCCUCCUUCUGCUGCUGCUGCUUGCCGGCGGCGGCGGUGGUGGUGGAAGUGGUGUCGAGGCCGUUGCCAGGACGGACGACUCGGGAAGUUGCGACAUGACCAUUGAUGAGAUUAACAAAGUUGCCGAUGCUCUGUCCAAGUUCGUCCUCUGUCUCACAACGUAUGGCUCGCCAACCAGUUAUUGCGAGAUGUGCCAGGCAGAGAAGAGGCGCGUCGAUACCGUGUAUGAUCAGAUGCCAGAGGACUGCCAAUCCUUUGGCGUCUUCAAACAGCUGCAGGAAAGCCUCAUCAACUCCACCAGCACCACAGCGGCGCAGAAAAGCACAGCCAUCUGGGACUCGAGCAACUGCGACGGGUGCCUGGACUCUGAUUUGGACAAGCUGAACAGCAAGCUGGCAGACUUUUACACAUGUCUGCAAGGCAACUUUACCUCUGCACACAUGUCCAGCCGCCUUCCGAGCGACCACAAACCCGACGAGGUCUGUGUCAGGUGCGCCGACGCGUUCGAAAGCAUCGACAAGUUCCACAAGUCCCUUCCGCUGAAAUGCCGAAGCAACGUGGAUGUUGUUGACAAGUACCAUCGGCUGUUGCAGUCCUGGUCGCUGCACGACUGCACCGUUGUUCGCGUAUCUCGCGACAUCAUGUACAUGGUCCUCAGCAUCGCCGUCGUUGUUCCCGUUUCCUUCUACUGGAGCGUCUACCUCGUGUACCGCAACUCGCACUCAAGUGAGGAGUCGCACUCCAUGGCGCCAAGCGUGUCUGCGCUGUCACUGUCCAACACAUACGGCAACGGCCCCUCGUCCUCCACCUCCACUGGUGCUGGUGGCUCUCGUGGUGGCAGUGGUGGCGUGCAUCGGCGUCGCUCUGGCGUCAGCACCGGGUACCACUCCACGGCAGCGCCGACGCCGCCCGCCAUGGCUGGGCGCAACGCCGUCUCGGACACGGGUGCCGCUGUUGGGGUGAUGGUGGCGCGGGGCUGGCGGCAGGACAGCGACGUGCUGACCAUGCUGGAGGGCGCGGUGAUGGACGAACACGACUCGCUCGCCCCAGGUUGGUCGCACAGCGACACGGGCGAAGGCAGCCCUGCCCUUGAUUUCUUCCGCAGCGACACAGAAAUGGAUGCUGACGCGUCGCCGAGGUGGGUGGCGGACGAUGCUGGCAGCCCGUCCAGCUACAGCCGCAGCUACCACCCGGACCACCAGCACCGCCCCCGCACUGAUGCUGCAGCCGACGGCCUGUUGAGAAUAGACAGCAUUGAGGCGUUUGAGCACUCCAACGAGCCCGUCCCAACGCAGCUGCUUGAGGGCGAUGUGCCCUCGCCGCUGCGGAGUGGCAGUUUUGCUCGCAACCCGUCCCCGGCCAGCGCAAGGUACCGCGACGCUGGUCGCCGCCCGCAUGCCGGUGAUGGCGUCGGCGACGUUGCAGACACGUGUGUGAGCAGCGAUGCAGGUACCAUGUACGACAGCGACGGCGGUGGCGAUGUUGUUCGCCGGAGCCGCGGGCGCACGCGGAACCGCAGCACCACCAGCCGCGAAGACAACAGUGCAGCCGAUGGCGCGAUUGACGGCGUUGCGGUUGAGGUGGGCACGCUUGUGGCGACCGAGGACACCACCGUCACCGUCCAUCGGAUGGACGCCCUCCCAGAUGCCGCUGACGAUGAUGGUGGCGAUGUUGGCGGCGAUGAUGGCGCUGCUGGUGAACUACUGCCAGCCACAGACGACAACCAGCAACAGCAAGACGGAGGAGAACGAGGAGGAGGAGAAGCAGAAGACGCCAUAUUAGAAGAACCGCAGCAACAACAGGAACCACGGCGACCACAGGAACCACAGCAACAGCACCAGCAAGGGGCAGAUGUGGCGUUGGACGUGGCCAGGUCUCCACCGCCGCCAGCCCGCUCGUCGGAAGCGUCGUCGGAAGCGUCGUCGGAAGCGUCACUGUCGAAGCAGGGCACCAGGGCGCUGGCACCACUGCGCACGCCACCAGAUGUGGGCAGAACUUCAAUUGCAAGCGCAACAGAUGAAACGGCAGCAACACACGUGCACGUGCACAUUGGUGUCGCUGGAGAUGAUGGUGAUGAUGAGCAAGGGAUGCAGCUGCGCACACGCCCAGGGACGGCACACCAAGGGGAACGCGACACACCGCAGGAACGAGUGCUUGGUGAUGCUGUAGAAGACGUGGGCACAUCAAGGGGCGAUGCGUUUGAAACCGCAGAUGGUGACGACAGUGGGGCGGACGCCAGCGAUGCCACCGACAGCGAACGUGAUACUGAUGAUGAUGAUGAUGAUGAUGAUGAUGAUGAUGAUGAUGAUGAUGGUGAUGAUACUGGAGGGGGUAAUGAUGAUGACAGCGGCGGCAGUGACAGGCAGUAGUGCGGUUGAUGCCACGUCACACGCGUGUGCUGUGCGCCUCACGCACUCCACAUGCUCGCUUCGUCAUUGUUGUUUUUGUCAUCGCGUUUACCGAUGCUUUUUUUUUUCCUUCCUUCCAGUGUCCACCCAUCGCUAGCCUUAGAACCAGGACCACCACUCUCGUAGUUUGUUAUGUUGGAGAGAACACGUGUAUCCGGUUGUAGUGGUCGUUUUGUUCAUUGCUCCUUCGUUUAUGUAUCUGUUUGUUUGUUUGUUUUGUUUUGUUUGUUGAUCUUGCGUUUCGUUUGGCGGAGGCUUUACUGCACAUGGACGUGAGGUACCACCUACCACCACAUGGGCAAGCGGGACUACCGAGCAACCAAGACGUGUGUGCCCCUCCCUCUCCCUCGCGCACGCACACACGUACACAUUCACGCAUUCACGCUGCAUUUCAUAUGUACGCUCGUUCCGCACCCCACCCCAAGUCCCCUUUCCCUAUUCCACAAACGUUUACCCCAUCCAUCGUUGACCAUAACGAGAAAAUCGAUUAGAACGUGCUACCGCAA